AAAAAUACAUUUUACAAGUGUAAUAAACAAGGGCGCCAGGCACUGUUUCUUAGAACAUUUUACGCGUGUGACUUAUUAAAAGCACUUUAAGCGUCGUGAGUCAUGGAGCCAGAUAAAACACGGUGUUGGGAAUGUGACACACAUCAAGGGGACUGGUAAGCCAAAAGAAAUCGUUAAUCUCAUUUCAGAAUGCCUUAAAGUCCGGCCACUCAGGGAGGAUUAAGGAAUCGGGACAAUCAUUUCAUUUGUUGAAGCCUGUGAACAAAGGCCUGCUUAUUAUCCCUGCACACAACGGUCCGUUCAUCAUUUGGCUCAGCUCGUUUGUUGAAUUACACAGUGGAGCUGCGUAAACGGGCGACAGCCUCUACGUAUCUAUUAAAUACGAGAUGCUACCUUUGCUGAUCACCCACUGGGACCGUUAGGAUAAUAACAGGCUUUUUCCAUCGGAGACGACGGCUGCUUUGCCAGUGUUGCAACAAACGGUAAGCGAAACAGAAGUGAAUAUCAGAAGGGCAGUCAAAGCACUGCUAGUAAUUUGUAACAAUUGGAAUAAAAAGUCAAAAGUCAGAAUUUAGGGAUAUACGAUAUAAUGGCUGACAGCACAGCUUCAGAGAAGUUGGAUCUGGAAGAGAGGAGAGUAUCGUCUGGAGUGGCGGAUGUCAGUGGUGGUAUCGGCGAUACCUCGUUACUGGUACCGACGAUGCAAGUGGCCACUGAAGAUGAUGACAGUGUUUUUUACAGCGAGAAAGAUUUCGUUCCAAUCAGGGCUUGUCAUGGUCCCGCUCUGACUUCGGCUGAUCUAACGGGAGUCGGCGGAGACCCCAACCAUUUGCGCUUCACCAUAACCUCGGAGCCGUGGGAAAGCCGGGCUGAGCCUGCGGUGAGGCUGCCUGCGGUGGGCACCUCCACUCCCCCUGCUCCCUCUGUCCCAGAAGAUCAGAGAGACCUCAUGCUGGAGAAAAACAUGAUCCAUCCAAUGGAUUUCGAGGAUCUGAUUCCAGUGGACCCCAGAACCAAAGGGUCAGAAAAAAUAUUAACCAAUAGCCCUGCUGAAGUCCCGAGACGGCUGAAAACACAGAAGGAGGUGGAGGUCCAGACCCUGGAGGAUUUUGAUCCGUGGAGGGAAACUGCUCUCUCACUGGGGCUGAAACUGGAGGGCUUUGCCCCCCAGUCCGCACCCACCCCUUCUCCCGAGAAGGAGUCGAACCAGGAGAACGGAGAAGAGAGGAUUCCGCUCCGACGACUGACCGAAAAGGAGAUACUGAAUCAAGAGCAGGAUGUGAAGGAAGGGGGUGAACAGGGGGAAGUUAGCGAGAGAUAUCACAGCAGUUCUGAGCUUGGUGAGGAAACGCCCUCUGCUGGCGACAGGAAGAAAUCCACCGACCCUGACUUCAUGUCCAAAUACAACACAGUCUCCUACCGAAAGAUCCGCAAGGGAAACACCAGGCAGAAAAUCAAUGAAUUUGAGUCCAUGAUGAACUAAAACUAAAGAUACAAAUGCGGGGGCCAGACAAUGAAAAGGCACAGACCGGAAUAAACAUUAAUGUUUAAAACAUCUUGUUCCAUAUCCAUUAAUGAGAUUAAUAUUUGUGUUGUGUGCCGAGAUAAUGGACUCACUAUGUUUUCAUAGUUUAUGAUCUAUUUAAUGUUUUUUAGUUUCAAAACAGAUCAUUCCAUCUUCUUGGAAAUAUUACGCAUUAAUUGCUCUCAGAAAUGCGUAAUUGAUGGAGCGUUACUAAUUACGUCCUGUAAUUGUCAAUACUGGUAUCUCACGAAACUGAAGAUUGGAAUCCAUUGUGUUAGACCCUGUUUUUAAUGAGUAUGUUCAAUUUGGGAAUUUGCCUAAUUCCUUUGUAAAUGUAGGUAGCUUUGGUAAAAUAAAAAAAAAAGCCUAACUCAAAGGGAAUGUAUCAAAAUAAGAGGCUUAGUAGCUGUUAAUCUUACUAGUACAUAUCAACAACAAUGCUAACCAUCAUUUGUAGUGCUUAUGUUUCUUAUUUUUAGGGCAUACCUUUGUAACAAUUUCUUAUCUUGGUAUUUUUAUGCUGGCAGUUACAUUAAGAAAUACUUUAAACCAAUAUUUGUCCCUUUUGGUGAUGAGUAUUAAUAGUUUUAAACAACAUAACAGCUCAUGCGUAAAGGUCAACUGGAAAAAUAUUUCGUUUGGAUAUGAGUAUGUAUUCUCACCGGUCAUACGGUUCCGUUGUAGCAGAUGCUAUUGUAAAUAAAGGCUCUUUCCUUUCAGCA
Messenger RNA from Brienomyrus brachyistius, 2247 nucleotides. Its product is annotated as ermin-like. Gene Ontology annotation, molecular function: actin filament binding. The record is from RefSeq and is a predicted model, not a curated record. Lineage: Eukaryota; Metazoa; Chordata; Actinopteri; Osteoglossiformes; Mormyridae. Gene Ontology annotation, cellular component: paranode region of axon; cell cortex; myelin sheath. Bases 590 to 1483 code for a protein of 297 amino acids. The transcript has 2 exons. Gene Ontology annotation, biological process: actin filament organization; regulation of cell shape; regulation of cell projection organization.